AAAAUGCAAGAUGGGAAAACAAGUAAUGGCUGUAAACCGAUCAGUCGCCGCUGUGAUGGCCACCGUCUAGUCGAUGAGUAUAAAAGAAGUGGAUCGCAACUUAGUUGGAUAUAUUCAUCGCUGAGCUCCAGUGAGGAACAAUGAAAGCUUCGUCGUUGAUUUGUGUGGUGGUCUUGGUGGCUGCAGCCAGCGCUGCUCCCCAGUAUCCAAUCCUUUCUCCCAUUGGUUUUCCCUUUUUACCUGUGCAGCCGGGCUCACAGGAUCUAUUUGGCCGUCUUAUUCCUGGCGGAUUUCUUUAUCCCGGCCAAGGAAACAUGCCGAUUGGUUCUUGGCCAUGGGGGUUGAUGAACCCAAUGCCUUCCUACCCCACCGAUCCUCGUUUUAUUGUUUAUCCCGGCACCGGAUUCCCAGUCAGCAAUGACGACUCCAAGUUGGUUUCCAUUAAGGAGAUCAAACCCAUCACCCCGAUCGUUCCACCCGCUAAAGUUGAGGACACUCCCAUUGAAUCUAAGCCAACAGAAUUAUUAUCCCCCACCCCAACUGUUGCAAUUCCUCGUUGCAAUAAGGACAAUCGUAAGCGCCGUUCAACUCCCGAAGACCCACCACCCGAUGUUUUUUUUAUGGUAGGAAGUGACCAUGCCUACCCGAAUCAGUACCCAUUUAUGGUGGCACUUGUCGAAUUGAAUGAUGACACCAAGAGACACGAGUUAGCCUGUGGUGGAUCUUUGAUUAGCCCAAAUAAAAUCCUGACAGCUGCCCAUUGCGUAACCGAAUUUAAGAAAACCACCCGUUUACCUGCAAGCCGAUUUAAAGUAAAGCUUGGCAUGCACUUCUUGAACAAGACGACAAACGACGCCCAGCUGUCAAGGAAUGUCAAAAAAAUUAAGAUCCACGAGGAAUACGAUGCUGUGAAUGUUUACAACGACAUCGCCAUUCUGACGCUGAGUUCACCCGUGGAAUACACGGACACCAUUUCCCCCGUUUGUCUGGUGCCGGAGUGUUUCGACGACGAUGAUAAUCAACAAGUGAUUGCCAUGGGAUGGGGCAACACGAAAUCAGGUGGAAAGGAUUCUGAUUACCUGAGACACGCCUUUCUUUCGACGGUUCCGUUCUCAAAGUGCCAGAAAAAAUGGGGGGAUGAAAUCGACGAAGAUCAGAUGCUUUGUGCCUUUAAAAAAGGUCAAGAUACCUGCCAAAAUGACAGCGGCGGCCCGUUGGUAAUGGAAUUCUCAGAUGAUUCGUCAUGUCGUUUUAUGCAAAUUGGAGUCGUCAGUUUUGGAGACGGGUGUGGCACUAGUACAGCCCCCGGUGUUUACGCGCGAGUUAAAAACUAUUUGCCUUGGAUUGAAGAAAACACGAAUUAGUGCAGACAUCUCAAUAUUCCGUCAUAAACGUUCGCAUUUCUUCAAGUUGUAUGCGAAGUGUUGUGCAAUCCUUGACUCAACCGACCGACCCAUUUACGUCCCGAAAUCCCGAUUAAUGGCCAAAUUGAUUUCUUUUUCCAGUGGUGCUGCUUCCAAUUACUUUUCACUUUUUCAAUUUCAUCUUAUUAGCUGUGUGAAAUGCAAUAAACCACUUUGCUUGAA
Messenger RNA from Daphnia pulicaria, 1586 nucleotides. Its product is annotated as venom peptide isomerase heavy chain-like. Gene Ontology annotation, molecular function: serine-type endopeptidase activity. Gene Ontology annotation, biological process: proteolysis. The transcript has 7 exons. The record is from RefSeq and is a predicted model, not a curated record. The coding region runs from base 141 to 1364 and encodes 407 amino acids. NCBI's taxonomy places the organism in Eukaryota, Metazoa, Arthropoda, Branchiopoda, Diplostraca, Daphniidae.